CUUGGACCUACCGUUUGGGGAAAUUUCAAAUGAUGAAGAUUUUCAUGGCAAUUAUUAUAAGUUGCAGAGAAUCAUGGCUCGCCCAAUCAGUGGCAGGAACAUGGAAGCACACAGUAGAUCAGCAGAUAUAGCAAUCAAAUCAAGAAGUCUAAGGAUUUCAGGCAACAAUGGCAAGUAUGUUGGGUGGAUGUGGGUGUGGAUGCAUUUUCUUCUUGUAUUACUUCUCUCCGCCACAGCAAUGUCGGUAACCGUCGUGGAGACUCUGCCGGGGUAUUCCGAUGAGCUUCCGUUUAAUCUGGAAACUGGGUAUGUGUCGGUGGGGGAGACGGACGAUUUACAGCUGUUCUACUAUUUCAUUGAGUCUCAAAGAAACCCAGUGAGGGACCCUCUUGUGCUUUGGCUCACCGGAGGCCCUGGUUGUUCUGCUCUCUCCGGCCUCAUUUAUGAAAUCGGACCACUAACUUUCGAUUUCGACAGUUUCAAUGGUAGCUUCCCAACACUUAGGGUGAACCCACAAGCAUGGACCCAGGUAGCAAACAUAAUAUUUCUAGACGCACCUGUUGGGACUGGAUUCUCCUACUCUACAAGCUCUGAAGGAUACUACAGCUCCGACACAUCAUCACCUUAUGACAUUUAUACUUUUCUUAGGAAGUGGAUUUUGGACCAUCCCAAAUAUCUCAAAAAUCCGCUUUACAUCGCCGGAGAUUCCUAUUCCGGCGUCAUUGUUCCCCAGGUCUCUAUUCUAAUCUCAGAUGGUAAUAUAGCUGGAAGCCUACCACCCAUGAAUCUCCUAGGGUACAUCCUCGGCAACCCAGUAACAGAUCAACAUGGUGAUGAGAAUUCAAGAAUAAAAUAUUUCCACCGGUUGACACUUAUAUCUGAUGAACUUUAUGAAUCAGUCAAAGAAAGUUGCAAGGGCGAAUAUGUUUAUCCAGAUUUGACCAAUUCAACAUGCCUAGAUGAUAUCGGCCUUAUUGCAGAGUGCACAAAAAAUGUAAACGAUGCACAAAUUUUGGAGCCCAAGUGUAGCUUUGCAACCCCAAGACCAAAAACCAUGAACUGGGGAAGAAAAUUUUUUGAUGACAUUCCCGACGAGAUCAUCCAAUCACCACCAACUAAACGCCAAGAGAAUUGGUGUCGGAAUACCAAUUAUGUGCUCUCUUACAUCUGGGCGAAUGAUGCAACUGUCCAAAAAGCUCUUGGCGUUCGAAAUGGGACAAUUACAGAUUGGAAGAGAUGCAAUAAAAGUUUGGCUUAUGAAAGCAACCUCAACACGGUGGUCCAUUAUCAUGAAGAACUCCUCAUUACGAGAGGUUAUCGAGCUCUGGUGUACAGCGGUGAUCACGACAUGAUGAUUCCAUAUGUGGGUACACAAGUAUGGGUAAAAAAUCUGAAUUUGCCAACAGUUGAUGGUUGGAGACCAUGGUUCGUUGAAGGACAAAUUGCAGGAUUCACAGAGAAGUAUUCAACCGUUAAAGGAGAUGGCUUGACCUUUGCUUUAGUGAAGGGAGGGGGUCACACAGCUCCAGAAUACAAGCCAAAAGAAUGCCUUGAAAUGGCUGAUAGAUGGAUGUCUUUCUAUGCUCUCUAAUUAGAACUCUAGGAAUUUGUAUCAAGGUUUUUCUUAUUUUUGAGCAACGAAGCUUGUUUAAAAUCCCCCCCAAUAUUUUUGCUUAUGUAUUCAAUGUGA
Molecule: messenger RNA, 1690 nt
Organism: Corylus avellana
Lineage: Eukaryota; Viridiplantae; Streptophyta; Magnoliopsida; Fagales; Betulaceae
Product: serine carboxypeptidase-like 18
Biological process (GO): secondary metabolic process; proteolysis
Molecular function (GO): serine-type carboxypeptidase activity; acyltransferase activity, transferring groups other than amino-acyl groups
Source: RefSeq, a predicted model, not a curated record